Molecule: messenger RNA, 903 nt
Organism: Phycodurus eques (leafy seadragon)
Lineage: Eukaryota; Metazoa; Chordata; Actinopteri; Syngnathiformes; Syngnathidae
Gene: tfpi2
Product: tissue factor pathway inhibitor 2
Exons: 5
Coding region: 43-714 (223 amino acids)
Biological process (GO): negative regulation of peptidase activity
Cellular component (GO): extracellular region
Molecular function (GO): serine-type endopeptidase inhibitor activity
Source: RefSeq, a predicted model, not a curated record
CGCUUGGAGAGUCACAGCAGCAGGGGCACACACGGGAGCACGAUGGAGUUUUGCUCACUGGCCUUACUUGCUUUUUUGUCCUCUUUUUACAAGGUGUUGGCGCUGCGCCCUCAAGGUGUGUGCCUCCUCCAAGUGGACGAGGGUCCCUGCAGAGCCGAAAUGGGACGUUAUUACUACAACACCAUCAGUCAAAAGUGCGAGCUUUUCUACUACGGAGGGUGCCAAGGCAACGCCAACAACUUCAGGACUUAUCACGAGUGCCACAAAACCUGCUUUAGAAUACCAAAGAUCCCUCAGAAGUGUAGGUUUCCCAUGGAGGAGGGGCCCUGCCGAGCCCUCUUCAGCCGCUAUUUCUUCAACAUGACCACCAUGCGGUGCGAGCUUUUUUACUACGGCGGCUGCCAGGGCAAUGAUAACCGCUUCCCAGAUUUGGCUUCCUGCAAAGAGUACUGCAGCCCACGAAAAACGGUUCCUGUGCUGUGCCUGGACCCUCUGGACAAAGGCAAAUGUUCCGCCUCCAUACCGCGCUACUACUACAACAAGACCACCAAGAUGUGUGAGGAGUUCAUGUACUCAGGGUGCGGCGGGAGCAGCAACAAUUUCGUCUCCAGGCACAGCUGCAUGGACGUGUGUGUUAAAGGAGGGAAAAAGAGAACUGGCCGAGACAAAAUACGUCGCUUGAGACGAAAUCGCAUCACUUUCUUGCAAGCAUAGACUUAAUGAGAGAAUAUCCCUCGGAUUGAUGUUACACAGUACACACACAUUUCUCUAUUUUGAUUACGACUGCAACAUGUUUCUGUUGUAUUUUUGAGACUGUAUUUAAUGUAUGUUUUAUAUGACUGUAAUUGUCUGAAGCACAAUUUUGUAUAAAUAUUAUCUAUUUUAUAAAGUAUUUUUUUUCAA